This is a messenger RNA of Malaclemys terrapin pileata, 736 nucleotides long. RefSeq names its product dihydrofolate reductase (gene DHFR). Gene Ontology annotation, cellular component: mitochondrion. Gene Ontology annotation, biological process: dihydrofolate metabolic process; tetrahydrofolate biosynthetic process; glycine biosynthetic process. The record is from RefSeq and is a predicted model, not a curated record. Lineage: Eukaryota; Metazoa; Chordata; Testudines; Emydidae. The coding region runs from base 139 to 702 and encodes 187 amino acids. Gene Ontology annotation, molecular function: NADP binding; dihydrofolate reductase activity. The transcript has 6 exons.
CCCAAAAGGCAAGCACGGCAGGCCUGUGUCGCUCUGCGCAUGUUCAGCGCUCCGAGCUGGACUGUGGCGCGCUAAUGCCAAAGUCUGCACGAAGCGGGAGGCUGAACAGACGGGAGGUGACAGCAGAAAGGAAGCGCCAUGGUCCGCCCCUUAAACUGCAUAGCCGCCGUGUGCCAGAACAUGGGCAUCGGGAAGAACGGAGACCUCCCUUGGCCCCCACUCAGGAAUGAGUUUAAGUAUUUUCAGAGAAUGACCACAACAACCACUGUAGAAGGUAAACAGAAUGUGUUGAUAAUGGGUAAGAGGACCUGGUUCUCAAUUCCUGAGAAGAAUCGCCCCUUAAAAGACAGAAUUAAUAUAGUGCUUAGCAGAGAGCUCAAGGAAACACCAAAAGGAGCACAUUAUCUCGCCAAAAGUCUGGAUGAUGCUUUAGUUCUUCUGGACUCACCAGAGUUAAAAAGUAAGAUAGACAUGGUUUGGAUAAUCGGAGGCAGUUCCAUUUAUAAGGCAGCAAUGGAGAAGCCAGUUCACCAGCGAUUGUUUGUGACAAGAAUUUUGCAUGAGUUUGAAAGUGACACAUUUUUUCCAGAAAUUGAUUUGGAGAAAUACAAACAUCUCCCAGAAUAUCCAGGAGUCCCUGCUGAUGUCCAAGAAGAGAAUGGCAUCCGGUACAAAUAUGAAGUGUAUGAAAAAACUGUUUAGACAUAGUGCAAUAAACCUCACAUUAACUAAUGCA